CCUGCAUUCAACCACUCUACAAAUUACAAAAUCAAAGGAUUAUAAAAUCCUCUCUAUAGGUGCCCCGUAACAAAGUGGUUCUGUCGUAGUUUCGUGGAAACCCAGGGGGCACCUCUCCUUAUACCUUUUAUCAUGCCACUCCCAUCGCUGCCCCCCACCGCCACUCCUCUCACUCUAAAAAAGUACCCCCGUCAUUCUCUCUCCGCCUGAUUUUGUUUCGGUAUUAAAGAGGCGGAGAAGAAGAAGAAAAAAAAAUAUAUAAAGAAAAACAAAAAAGAGAAGAAAAUUAAAUAUCAUGUGCCCGACUAAGCAAAAACGCAGAGGCUACGCCGCGGAUUCCGCCUGCAAAUACUCCAGAUCCGGUUUGACAGAUGCUACUAAAUCAAUUCCCGAUUGGAUCGCUGAGUCAAUCAACGGUGGAUCCCUGCGAUACGUCGACCUUGAUAAUGGAACCAAUGGUUGGGCCUCACCACCCGGUGAUCUCUUCUCUCUCCGUUCUAAAAACUAUCUGACUAAACGACAAAAAUCACCCGCCGGCGACUACCUACUAGCUCCCCUCGGUAUGGACUGGCUAAAAUCCACUUCCAAGCUCGACAACGUACUUGGCCGUCCCGACAACCGUGUCUCUCACGCGCUCAGAAAAGCUCAAUCUCAAGGCCAAUCCUUGAAAAGCUUCGUUUUCGCUGUCAAUAUUCAGGUCCCAGGUAAAGAUCAUUACAGCGCUGUUUUUUAUUUCGCCACCGAGGAUCCUCUUCCUCCCGGUUCGUUACUUUACCGGUUCAUCAACUGUGACGAUGCCUUCAGGAAUCAACGGUUCAAGAUUGUCAACCGGAUCGUCAAAGGACCAUGGAUCGUAAAAAAAACGGUGGGCAAUUACGCUGCGUGCUUGUUAGGUAAAUCUUUGACGUGCAAUUAUCAUAGAGGAGCUAAUUACUUGGAAAUUGACGUGGAUAUCUCGAGUUCUGCAAUUGCUAACGCGAUUUUGCACCUCGCAUUGGGACACGUGACGAGCGUAACAAUCGAUAUGGGAUUUGUGGUGGAGGCGCAGACCGAGAAUGAGUUACCGGAAAGGUUGAUCGGUGCUAUUAGGGUUUGCCAGAUGGAGAUGUCGUCGGCCACUGUGAUUGACACGCUUACGCCACCGAUUCUGACAGCGGCGUCGCGUGGAAUGGGUUGUUCUAAGGUUAAUCACCAUAAGUCCAGUGAUGAUGAUGAUGAUGACAAAUGACCAACGGAGGUUAAUCUUGAAAACUUUUUUUUUCUCUCAAAUUUUAAAUUUAAUCUUUUCCUUUUUGAUUAUGUGAAUUGGAGUCCCUUUUUGGAGGGAUUGAUGGGUGUAGAUGAUAAAAUGGAUAACAAAUAACAAAUGUGCUACGGUUUCCCAUUUCUUUA
This is a messenger RNA of Durio zibethinus, 1392 nucleotides long. The record is from RefSeq and is a predicted model, not a curated record. Lineage: Eukaryota; Viridiplantae; Streptophyta; Magnoliopsida; Malvales; Malvaceae.